GUCGGUGCCUCAGGGGAACGUUUUGCAAGUUUUCUUAUAGAUUACGUAAACAGAAGUCAUUCCAAGUCGACUGCCUGCGGCAAGCAGGUCAUCGGACGUAUGGCCACAAUCGACAAAGGCAAGCAAAGGGCGACGGAGGACCCUAUAGAAGUUCGUGUUGACCACAGCGACGAGGAUUCAGAGACAUCAAGCGCGGUAUCUGACACCGACUCGGAAUCUGAACCAGAGGAAAUUACUCAAGAAUAUCUAAAUUCACUGCUAGAGAAGGCGAAACAAAAUGCGCGCGAGGAGGCAAGGUUGGCCAAAAUGUUGCAGGAAGAGAAGUGGCAUGAACAGGACGUCAUUAAAAUUCAGGGAGAGGAGGAGCAGCGGCCUUUACCACCGUUAGAUCCCGGAAAACUGCCCCCUGCAUACUUCGAAUUUGGCGAAGGUCGGCAUGAAGCACCUUCGACAGUGCGCGAUCCAGACGUUGCGCAAACCGAAGCGGCAAGUGCUGCUGCCGCCGUGCCUGCACCCCCUCCGGAACCAAAAUCUGCUGGACUCACAAAACGACAAAUGAAAGCUGCAAAACAAAAGACGGCGGGACCUGAUUGGUUUGGUUUACCGGCACCCGCAGAGGCGGACUUGCCACGGCUGUAUCGUGAAGUUGAAGCCCUCAGACUACGGAAUCAGCUUGAUCCUAAGCGGUUCUACCGCAAGGAUGAGGGUGAAGGCAAGGGUAUCAAAGGCUUGCCGAAACACUUUGCAAUCGGCACCAUCGUGGCUACUACAACACCAUUUGGGACUGCAAGCUCAGACAACCUCCGGAGGGCAGAGAGGAAGCGCACAUUGGUGGACGAGUUGGUGGAUGACGCUGAGGCUCGACGGUAUGCCAAGAAGAAAUUCGGCGAGCUACAGGACGUUAGAGGCGCGGCGGGCAGAAAUACCCUGCGUCAAAAAAGAGCACUGCGACAGCGGAAAUGGUAGGAAGCCAGGUA
Pisolithus orientalis is the source of this 977-nucleotide messenger RNA. RefSeq names its product Fcf2-domain-containing protein. Gene Ontology annotation, biological process: RNA processing. Gene Ontology annotation, cellular component: nucleolus. The coding region runs from base 100 to 966 and encodes 288 amino acids. The transcript is spliced from 4 exons. Lineage: Eukaryota; Fungi; Basidiomycota; Agaricomycetes; Boletales; Pisolithaceae. Gene Ontology annotation, molecular function: RNA binding. The record is from RefSeq and is a predicted model, not a curated record.